Messenger RNA from Ostrea edulis (European flat oyster), 1523 nucleotides. Its product is annotated as WD repeat-containing protein 88-like. The record is from RefSeq and is a predicted model, not a curated record. Bases 171 to 1379 code for a protein of 402 amino acids. NCBI's taxonomy places the organism in Eukaryota, Metazoa, Mollusca, Bivalvia, Ostreida, Ostreidae. The transcript has 11 exons. Gene Ontology annotation, molecular function: protein binding.
UACAAUAUCACUUCUCUUAUAAUUUAUUGUUGAUUAUUUUUAUUUUACGACUUGGAGUAGAAACUUGUUUACGGUAACACCUGCCUCGGAAACCAGGGACGCUUAGGAGUUGUAAAUGGCUUGGUGGUAAAAAGACAACCUAUUAAUUUGGGAGAUGAUAUGAAUUGAAAAUGACAACUUUGAGUGAAGAUAUAGAUUAUUUGGCGAUUGAAACUAAAUCUGAGAGCAACGACGGUCGAGCUAGUGCUGCGACUUGGGAACAUGAAGAUUUAGCACAAGUGAAGAUACGAGUUUUUCGAGGCCAUACAGAUGCUGUGAAUUCCUGUAACUACAUCGACAAUGACACAAAAAUUCUCACGGGUUCCGCAGACAAGACAUCCCGCAUAUGGGACAUCGACACAGGAGAGUUAAAACAUCACUACACAGGUGGACAUGAAGCAGCCAUAUCAGAAACAAGUAUCAAUGACAACAGUCGCAGAUUUGUGAGCUGUGGCUGGGAUAAGAAAGUCCAGGUGUGGGAUAUAGAAUCGGGAAACAUUUUGUGGACUGGUCGACAUGCAGGAAUCGUCACAUGCUGUCGCUUCUCCCAUGAUGGAAAACUGGUUAUAUCCGGAUCAGACCUGGACAACACACUGAAAAUCUGGGAUGCGAAUUCUGGAGAACUCCUUCAAAAUCUUGAAGAUAUGCACGAAAGCACAAUAACAAGCUGCAUUUUUGCCCCAGCAGACGACAAAGUCGUAACAACGUCAAUGGACAGAACUUCCAAGUUUUUCGAUCUCAGAACAAACAAAGUUACAAUUCAGUUAGAAGGUCAUAUCAACAUCAUAGCUGAUUGUGACAUUUCGUUUGAUGAGAGGAAGUUUGCCACAGCCUCUUGGGAUAAAACUGUCAAGAUCUGGGAUGUGGCGACUGGUUCCUACAGAUCUCGAGGUCCGGGGUGUCUUCAGGGAUCUCACGAGGGAACAGUCAGCUGCUGUCAGUUUAGUAGGGACGGACUGAUGCUGGUUUCUGGUUCCUAUGACAACACGGUGGUAGUCUGGGAUGUUGAUAAUGAAAUGCAGAAACUUCAACUGCAGGGACAUGAAGAUUGGGUGCAGGAUGUCUGUUUUAGUGCUGACCAAAACAACAUAUUAUCUGCCUCUAAAGAUAAUACAGUUCGUAUGUGGAAUGUGAAGGAUACAGAGAAAAUUCCCGUGGUCUUGGAGAGAAAGAAAGCGAUGGGACUAAGUAUCAUGAAGUGUUCAAACUGUGGCAAGCCAUUUUCCAUAUCUCAAAUGGACAGUUUCCGUGACAACACCAUAUGUGUGUUCUGUCGUCUCCAGAAUCGUGAGAAGGAAAUGCUUGAAAUCAUGAACUCUGUACAAGUGGAUGAAGACUAACUAUUACCAUGACAACAAUAAAGACUAAUCAUCACCAUGGUGAUGAGAUACAGAGUGAACCCAUUAAAUUUUACUGUUACAAAAUAUGUUGAUAUAUAUAUGUACGUUGAAUUUUUGUGUUUUAUUAAAGAUAUACAUUGUACA